This is a messenger RNA of Fonsecaea multimorphosa CBS 102226, 1881 nucleotides long. RefSeq lists its product as uncharacterized. The record is from RefSeq and is a predicted model, not a curated record. NCBI's taxonomy places the organism in Eukaryota, Fungi, Ascomycota, Eurotiomycetes, Chaetothyriales, Herpotrichiellaceae. Gene Ontology annotation, molecular function: zinc ion binding; DNA-binding transcription factor activity, RNA polymerase II-specific; transcription cis-regulatory region binding. The transcript has 3 exons. Gene Ontology annotation, biological process: regulation of DNA-templated transcription; DNA-templated transcription. Bases 1 to 1881 code for a protein of 626 amino acids. Gene Ontology annotation, cellular component: nucleus.
AUGGCGACGAGCCCGAGCGACCCCAGCUCUUCGGCCGUACAGGCUCUGCGAGAGUCCUUUGGUGACCGCAAGCCUAUUGACAUUAGCCGGAAAAUCACCGCGUGCGUGUCCUGCCGGAAGCAGAAAAUCAAAUGCCAUAUGGGAGAUGGCACUCCACCGUGCACCAGAUGCAAGAAACGGGGGCUGUCAUGUGUUGUCAAUCGGAGUUUGCAAAUGCUGCUUGAAAGCGAUGUAGCAUGGAAAGCCAAUAUCGAAGAGAAAUUACGCAUGCUAGAAGACUCGGUCAGGCAGCUCAACCAGCGGUCCACCGGCGGCCAAAAUCCUCCUCUCUAUGUCUCCCAGGAGACUAGUCCUUCGACCCUCUCAACCAAACCGGACACGAUUAUGGCCUCUGAACAAUCUCAGCCGACAGAACCAGGCUGGGAAGUCGUCAUGGACUUGAACAGAGGACCGGGAGUGGUACCUGCAUCUUGUGUGUCGGAAGUAUCAGAUGCCUCGCCACAGGUGUCUCGUCAGAACUUGGCUGAAAACUUCGACCUUAUUGACCAAGGCAUCAUCUCGCUUGACGAUGCGGAAGCCUUCUUCCAACUGUACGCGCGACGCCUCGAUCAUUUCUUGUACAGGAUUCUGGCGGAGCAUGACUCCCUAGCAAGCGUCCGGAAAAGCUCCCCCCUCUUAACCGCUGCUAUAUGUGCUGUGGGAGCCCUCCAUACUCCCUCCCAUUUGUAUCACACUUGUUAUCAGCACUUUGUCAAUUUGGCAUCUUCCAAGAUGUUUUCCAAGAAGAACAAUCAUGACGAUGUGCGAGCGUUUUGUAUUGGUGCUUUUUGGAUAAGUGAUAUGUCGUGGACCCUCGUUGGAGCAGGCAAGUCUGCUCGGCUUGCGGGAGAAUUGAACCUCCACCGCUGUAUUCCCAAAGCUCCUCACACAAAACGCGCCUGUUAUUUGCGCACUCGGUUGUACUACCUCGUUUUCGUUUGCGACCAUCAUUUCUCAAUCUGCUACGGGAGACCUCCCUUGACGAGGGACUUCACCUCAAUCACUCCUCCGAAUCAGUUUCUGGAGUCUGAAUUUGCGACCGAGGAUGAUGCUCGGCUUGUCAGUCAAGUAGAAAUCUGGACAAUCAGUACGCGGGUCUUUGACCAAUUUAGUCUGGACCCCGAAGCCCAUCUGUCUGAUCAACUCAUCCCUCAACUCCGCCGGCUGAGCAUUGCCUUAGAUACCUGGCGAGCUGAUUGGAAUGAGCGAUUUCAUUUCAAUGAGUGCGUCGGCAAUUACCCGCGAAAGGGGGUAGGUCUUCAUUAUCACUUUGCGAAGCUGUUCCUCUGCUCCCAUGCCUUCAGAAGAGCACCUGUUGCCGAAGGCGAACAUCUCCAACUGGAUCCUGACCUAGAGGAAUUUGCGACAAGUGCGGUACACUCGGGAAUCUCAAUUUUGCAAGUCAUUGCCGCAGAUCAGGAGAUUCAAUCCUACUUAGAUGGACUUCCGGCCUACUUCGAUACGAUGAUAGCGUUCGCGUUCGUCUUCCUCCUCAAAAUCACCAUCAGGAAUCCCGCCAACCUCCGAGUCGACAAGGCCGGGAUAUCCCAGACUUUGGAUGUUCUAGCAACCGUCUUAAAUAAUAUAACAUCUAAAAUGCACCCCCGCCACCUAUUGACCAGCGUUGCAGGCAGUGCCCGGAAGCUGUUGGAUCGCUUCUCCGGCCAAGAAGCUGCUCCAGCACCGUCUCAGAGUGCUCCAGGUCCGCUGGCUCCUUUUGACCCAGACAAUCAGUGGCUCAGCCCUAGUGACGCUAUGUUUCUUGAAAAUUACGACUUUCUGUAUUCGCCAGGUGCCGACCUCAAUUUUGACGCUGAGAUUGGUUUUGCGCACCACCAAUAG